Molecule: messenger RNA, 2155 nt
Organism: Trichomycterus rosablanca
Lineage: Eukaryota; Metazoa; Chordata; Actinopteri; Siluriformes; Trichomycteridae
Product: prenylcysteine oxidase-like
Exons: 6
Coding region: 288-1793 (501 amino acids)
Biological process (GO): prenylated protein catabolic process; prenylcysteine catabolic process
Molecular function (GO): prenylcysteine oxidase activity
Source: RefSeq, a predicted model, not a curated record
GCCCCAAAAGUUCCUGCGUUCGCCGUAUUAUUGAAGCAGUAUGAUGUCAUGUCAGCGUGGGCACGUCAUUUCUAUACGGAACUAAUGCGAUGUGUGCAACGAUAUUCAGAGAGUAAUAAUGCUGUUUAUGUAAUAUUAUAAACACAGAUGUGUAAAUGCAGUGCGGUUAAAUAGAACCGUCUGUGUCGCUGUACUGCAGUUUACUCUAGCUAACGAGGCACUACUAAACUGAUGGACUAUUACGUUAACAUUAGCUCUGCUUGUUAAUAUACCCGAAGCUCAUCAACAUGUCACUGUGUGUUCUGAUCGCGUUUUUCUACCUAAUCUGCGCACCACCGACACUUGCAGAUUCAGGAUUUGAUCACCUGGACGGUGCACCGCCUUCCAAAAUCGCUAUUAUUGGUGCUGGAAUUGGCGGAACCGCAACUGCACAUUUUUUGCGACAGCAUUUUGGACCAGAAGUGGCCAUUGAUGUGUUUGAGAAAGGUGUGGUCGGGGGUCGCCUGGCAACCGUUACCGUUAACAACCAAGACUAUGAAUCCGGUGGCUCUAUUAUCCAUUCCCUCAACCUUCAUAUGCAGGACUUCAUGAAGCAGCUGGGACUGAAAUAUCGAAAAAGCAUUGCUGGCAAGACUGCUGUAUUUAACGGCAAGGAAUUCAUCCUGGAAGAGACUGACUGGUACUUGCUGGAUCUUUUUCGCCUGUGGUGGCGCUAUGGCAUCAGCUUCAUUCGCCUUCAGAUGUGGGUGGAGGAGAUCAUGGAGAAGUUCAUGAGAAUCUACAAAUACCAGGCUCAUGGCUAUGCCUUUACUUCAGUGGAUGAGUUGCUGCACUCUCUUGGUGGUUCAGGAUUUCUCAACAUGACCCGUCGCUCCCUGUCAGAUUAUCUGUUGGAGUUGGGUGUGUCCCAGCGCUUCAUUGAUGAAGUUGUCGCUCCAGUCAUGUGGGUCAACUACGGCCAGAACGUCAGCAUACCUGCAUUUGUUGGUGCUGUAUCCCUGGCUGGUGCACAGGCCAAUCUGUGGGCAGUGGAGGGAGGGAACAAACUGGUCGCUUCAGGACUGCUAAAACUAGCCAAGGCCAAUCUCAUCCAGGCCCAAGUUAACACAGUUUCUCUUCUCUCAAAUGGUGAUGCCCACCAGUACAAGCUCAGUUAUUCUUCUACCACCUUUAAUGGAUCUGAUGAUGUCUACGAUAUAGUCGUCAUAGCCACUCCUCUCCAGAAAAAUGUCAAAGCUGACAUCUCCUUUGAAGGUUUUGAGCCCCAGCUACCAGAUAUACCUGGUUCUUACCACCAGACAGUGGCCUCCAUCAUUCAUGGUUACCUGAACUGCAGCUACUUUGGCUUCUCUGACCCCAAGCUUUUCCCUUUCACAAGUGUCCUGACCACUGGAGCAGCUGAUCUCUUCUUCAACAGCGUCGCCAGCAUCUGCCCCGUCAACAUCACCGCAAGCUUCCGCCGUAAGCAGCCACAUGAAGCCAGAGUCUAUAAGGUCUUCUCCCCUGAACCGCUGGAAAGGAAUGAGCUAAAAACCCUCUUUAAGUCUUACUACUCAGUGCAAGUUACAGAAUGGCAGGCGUAUCCUCAAUACGGAAGCUCUCAGGAGAUGCCACCCAUGAUCCUGCACGACAACCUGUACUACCUUAAUGGAAUCGAAUGGGCAGCGAGCGCCAUGGAGAUGAGCUCUGUGGCAGCCAAGAACAUUGCACUGCUGGCGUACCAUCGAUGGACCAGGCAGCUGGAGAUGAUUGACCAAAAGGACCUCAUGCACAAGAUAAAAAUGGAACUGUGACUUUGUUGUGAUUCUUUGAUUGUAUUGUUGAGAAAAUCAGCAAGCAUUAGCUGAAUAUCUUGAACUGUGAUGUGAGAGAAAGCAGUGAUGUUAGUGGUAUUUUGAUCUCAUUUUUAAAAAGUGGGUGGCAAAUGGUAUACAACUUUAAACAUUACAUUUAAAAAAGCACGCUAUUGUUUCUGUCUUAGUCAUGGCAUUUUGCAUCUACAUCUGCUUAAAAAGAAAUAUGAUUUCUUUUUUAAAUUGUCACUUAAACUGGUCAUUGUUGUAAUUAAGAGAACACAUUUGGCAAAUCUUCAUUCUGGGGUUUUGCAGACCUAACUGCUAGUGCUUGAAUAAAGGUUUGUUUUGUUUUUGUUAAA